AUGGAAGAGUGUAAAGAGCUGUUUCAAAGCAGAAACCAGAAGAGCAUAAAGAAAGCGGUGGAAGCCCUCAGAGAAAAGCUGGGGGUAAAACAAGAGCGCAUAAAGGAGGUGGCGUCGGAGAUAACGGAGGAAGAGGGCAGGAAGAUGGUUGAGAUAAUAGAAAAGAAAGUUAUUUGUUAUAACAAGUGCAGAAAAAUGUUCUCAAAAAGUAACCAAUCAGCGCACAGCAAGACACCAAGCAAUUCAUUCAGCCGUUAA
Nematocida minor is the source of this 258-nucleotide messenger RNA. RefSeq lists its product as uncharacterized. The coding region runs from base 1 to 258 and encodes 85 amino acids. Lineage: Eukaryota; Fungi; Microsporidia. The record is from RefSeq and is a predicted model, not a curated record. The transcript has a single exon.